CAUUCGUUCAGCAGUAGUCGAUGAUAAGCGAGCUAUGGCGGACGUUUGCGCUCGGCUUUCACGAAAACUCCCGCGUAAAUAAUCGCCCGGACGAUAAUUAAAUUUGGUGUGAUUAAAAAACGCUCUAGCGUUGUGUUUUGUGUGAACUGCUUAGCGGAUUUAUUGUAUUUGUUGUAAUUUACCAUCGUAUGUGUCUGUGUGUGAAACGAGUUUUUUUUACUGUGCGAUAAAAACUUGGAUUUUUCUUCUAUCGACAUCUCGUGUGAUGGCGUAGCGUAAUGGAGGGGGAGUGUUCGGAAGGGGGGGAGGGCUGGCUGUUAGUGCGCGUGCACGUGCCCGAGCUGAACGUGCAGAAGAGCCUGCAGUUCCCCAGGGACCAGCUGGUGUGGGACGUCAAGCAGCAGUGUCUCGCCGCCUUGCCGAAGGUGGCCACUUGGUACAGGGAAUUGAAAGAGAGCUUCAACUAUGGUCUUUUUUGUCCCCCGGUCAACGGCAAGGCCGGCAAGUUUCUGGACGAGGAGCGGCGGCUGGGUGACUAUCCCUUCAACGGCCCCGUCGGUUAUCUUGAGCUAAAAUACAAGAGGCGCGUGUACAAGAUGCUGAAGCUGGAUGAGAAGACGUUGAAGGCGCUGCACUCGCGCGCCAAUCUGCGCCGGUUCCUGGAGCACGUGACGCACGCGCAGAUCGACAAGAUCACCAAGGCCUGCGCCAAGGGCUUGGACCCCAACUUCCACUGUCAGGAGACAGGAGAAACACCGUUAACAAUAGCAGCUGGGUUAAAAUCCCCAGCGAAGGUACUAAUAGCUUUGGUGAACGGUGGCGCCCUCCUCGACUACCGAACUAAAGAUGGCAGCACUGCGAUGCACAGAGCAGUCGAAAAGAACUCUCUAGAAGCUGUCAAAACGCUACUGGAAUUGGGAGCGUCACCGAACUAUAAGGAUGGAAAAGCGUUGACGCCUUUGUACCUAUCGGUGACGAAUAAAACGGAUCCACUGUUGUGUGAGACGCUGCUUCACGAUCAUGCCACGAUUGGUGCUACGGAUUUGCAAGGGUGGCAGGAAGUGCAUCAGGCGUGUCGUCACGGCCUGGUCCAACACCUGGACCACCUGCUGUUCUACGGCGCGGACAUGAACGCGCGCAACGCGUCCGGCAACACGCCGCUGCACGUGUGCGCGGUCAACGCGCAGGACUCGUGCGCGCGCCAGCUGCUCUUCCGCGGCUGCGACAAGGAGGCACUCAACUACGCAAACCAGACGCCCUAUCAGGUGGCAGUCAUAGCUGGUAAUUUGGAACUAGCCGAAGUUAUAAAAAAUUACAAAGCGGAAGAAGUUGUUCCCUUCCGUGGACCACCGAGGUACAACCCAAAGAGACGAUCAGCUGCGUGGGGGGGAUGGUGGAUGGCCGGGGACCGCUCAUCCUUGGCUUCUUCAACCAGAAUACCGGCAGAACUUGACGCUUUGCUGAGAAGACCUCCAGGAUCCACGGCGUCACCUUGCAGCCUCGAAAGACCAUUCUCAUCAGCGUCGUCAAGCAUCAGCGACGCCAGCCACCCGAGCCACGAAGACGAUGCCAGUAUCCUCACAGAUAAGAGCGCGGGCGACACCAGCGACAUCAUCAGCGACUCGAGCGGAGUGGGCACCAGCAAUUCUGACACCACGACCUGCUCGCUGCAGGCCGCGGCUGGCGCCACCGUGGUGUGUCUGCAGCCUUACGAGCCCACGGCCAAUGGACAUCUCAGGCUCAACCAGGGGGACAUUAUUGAAGUGACUGGCGCCACAGACGAUGGUUUCCUAGAAGGCCGGACGCGAGGCUCGGGCGCGUCAGGUCUGUUCCCGCCGCACUGUGUGCAAGAGGUUCGUCUCCGGCAAACUGCGCAUUUGCACCAGGUGUUAGCAGCAGGUCCUAUCCACCACUCCAGGGUGACCGGCAGACGGGAGAUGGCUCUUAGCAAAACGUAUAGCGCAACCGCGCCUAGGAUAAAGAAAACAUAUGGCAACAUGGAGAGCCGCACCGUGGUGCUGCACCGCGCGCGGCGCGGCUUCGGCUUCGUGCUGCGCGGCGCCAAGGCCUCCUCCCCGCUCAUGGAGCUGCGGCCCUCCGAGCGCUGCCCCGCGCUGCAGUACCUGGACGACGUGGACGCGGGCGGAGUCGCCGACCGGGCGGGGCUCAGGAAGGGGGACUUCCUUGUGGCGAUAAACGGCGAGGAUGUGUCCGCGGCGUCGCACGAGCACGUGGUGGAGCUGAUACGGAGUUCGGGCGCGCUCGUCUCCAUGACCGUCGUGUCUCUGCACAGCGCUGCCAGCCCGACGGAGGAGAGCCCGAGCUCGGUGCCCGCCAGCAAGUCGCAGAGCCAGCUGUCGAGCUCCAGGCCCUACGCCGCCACACUGCCCAGGAAGGCUGGAGGCCGCAGCCCCGCGCCGGCGCCCCCCCGCCGCGACCCGCGCACCACGCUGAGCGUGGGCCGCGCGAGAGCAAAGUCUAUGGUCGCCGGACUUGAAAACGGUGGCGAGAAAGAAGAAAGUUGUGAGCCGCUGGGCGUGGCGGGAAAAUCAUCGUCCGCUGAAUCAGUGCAACAACAUGCCGGCAGCAAUAACGGAACACCCGUAUCGGGCACGCCGGUGGCGCCGCGCACCGCGUCCAUCCGAGCGCGGCCCGCGUCCGGCCGCAUCACCGCCGCCGAGCUGGAGGAGCUGUUCCAGAGGCAAGCUGACACUGAUCAUAUUGGAGGGAACAGCGCCAUGAUGACCCGGUCAGCGUUCCAGGGCGGGGCCAACUCCCCCCCGUACUCCCCCGCGCGCCCGCAGCGGGUGUACGCCUCCGUCGCCGAGAUGAAGCGCUCCAGAGGGAAGUUGUGGAGCAAGUCGAUGUCGCUGGGCAGCGGCAGCGCGGGCGCGCUGCGGCGCGAGUUCCACUCCACGCCCGACCUGUGCGCCGACGCCGCGCCGCGUCCGCCGCGCACGCGCUCCAGCGAGGACGUGCACGGACCGGCGGCGAACCGGUGUCCUCCCCCCCUGCACCCACCGCCCCCUCCCCCCGCGGGCGGCGCGCCCCCCUCUUCGUUCCGCCCCUCCGACCCCGCCAAGCUGUACGCCGCGCCCCGCGACAUCGGCACCGUCGGCUACCGGCCUAGGCCAGAACCUAAUAAUCAGUUGCCGGCGCGCGGCCCGCUGCGCUCGUGGUCGGGCCCCGCGCGCGGCGAACACAACCCCUACGCGCAGCCCUUCAACAAGACCACGACCCGACAGAAUUCGACACCAGCGCCCCCUAUCCCCGAACCAGACUACAGCAUGUCGGAAUCGGACGAGGACCACGACAAGCCCAAGCCAGAACCUGUCCAAGCUGAAACGAGCGCGAACAGCAACACUAGCGGAAGCAGUUCAGGAUCGAGCUCGAUGCAACACUCGUUCUCAGUGGACGAGAUCCAGAAGAUCCGGACGCGGCUCAAGUCGUCCAAGUCGUGCGGGGACGAGCUGGCGGCGGGCGGCGACCGCGACGACGGCGACAACUCCUCCUCCGGCGUGUCCUCCGACCAGGAGGCGCAGGCCCGCCCCGCCCCGCGCCGGGACAAAGUCUCCUUCUGCAGCUCCGUCACCGUCAAGUCCUCCAACGACGUCAUCAGCACGGAGCCGGUGCACAGCUCGAGCGAGAGCCUGGCCGCGCCGCCGCCGAUGCAGCGCCACAACUCGCUGACGCGGAAGCGGGCGACGGCGGCGCUGCUGCGGGGGUCGCUGGCGGGGGCGGGGCGGGGCCGGUCGGCGGCGGAGCGGCUGGGAGUGGACGUGGCCAAGGCGCCGGGGCGGCGGCGCGCGGCCGUGUCGCUGGCGGAGCUGCCGCCGCCGCCGGAGGAGGCGGGCGCGGCGGCGGCGGACGCGGAGUUGCUGGCGCCGCCGCCGCAGUUCAGCGACCGCGUGCGCGUGGUCGCCGCCCUCCCCAAGCGACUCGCCCAUCUCCACUGAUCUUGUGACCUUUCGUAAUCGACUAAAUCAAACCAAAGAUUCAUAGUAUUUAUUGUCGAGGAAUUUGAUGCCGAUAGAAAUGAUUUUUAUACAUUCCCCCGCUGCAAUUGAUUGUACGUCAUAUGAAAUCUCUCCUAUGUGUCAAAAUGUUAUCGAUGAUUUCUCAUACUUCUAUUUCGUGCGAAUCACCCCUUAAGACGCAACCGAGUGCCAUUAUGUCUGUUUUUAUUAAAAUAUUUUUAUAUGUAUCUGUAAAUAUUGAGAGGAGCUACUUGGGAGUAGAGUUAAAAGAGUGGGCCGCACGCGUCUUCAUACAAAUGUGUUUCCGGCCAAACGAUGAUUAUGAUUAAAUUAUAUCUUAAAUUAUAUAUGAAUGAAAUUAUUUACUGAUAAAUCAACGACAUAUAUAUAUAUUAUAUUUACUCUUUGCUUGCAUUCGUCCAGUCGCCCGUGGGCCCGCUCUUUUGACGACUUUAGUUCGGCGCGCGCCGCCUCUAUGUGUUCUCAUACAAGACUAGUUUAUUUUAAGUCUAUUUUUCUUACUUUCCUUAUUAACAAUUUAAAAUUCUUAUAUUUAAAUGAGCAUGACAUUUUCAACAAUUACAUUUUCUAUAUCAUUUUUUUCAUAAUUUAUUAUUCCUUCUAAUAGAUAAGAAAAGUAAGAAAGAAUAGACAACGCAUUAGCAUUUCAUCCGUUCCAUUGUAAAUUUGAUACUAAUCGAACACAUCCGUGCAUCGUUAGCUAGUAUAGAUAAAUCACGACGUGGUAACACCAAUUAACUUUUAUAUUCCAUUGUCGAUCGAUUUUGUAUCUUAUUGUAAUGAUCUAAGACACGUUUUGCUGCCAAUUUUACUUUACAAUUAGGCGAGCAGACUGUACUUAUGGCCUCAAAUUAUUUAUAUUGGCGUGAUCAAUUUUUAAAUUAAUCUAUUUUAAAUUGAAAUAUAAAUAAGAUUUUUAAGACACUUCGAUAUUGGAUCUGCCAAUAUAGAAAUCACGUGUCGCCACAAAAAGGUCACUGCCUAUGCCUAACAACCGCUUAUAAGCAGCCUAAUUAGAUAGACAUAGUGAAACAUGAACCUUAUCUCAACUACAACUGAGUUCUUUUUGGCUUGCGUUCACCGACUCUAUAGCAAUACGAUUGGAAUAUCCAAUAUUUAUAACAUCAAUUUGAAUAAUUCCCUUCUAAUAUAAAAUUCUAGUAAAAUGAAGUACCUAGAGUCGAGUCAAUAGCGUCAAAUAGCGGUUGACUUUAGAGCCUUUAUCGUAUUAUUAGCACAAUGAAAUUAAUUUAUAUUAUCGAUUGUAUUAUUUUGUUAUAAUCGUCUUGUCAUUAUUUUAAGUUGUAUAAAUGUAACGUCUACUUAAGGCAUAGCUAGGUAGUGGUAAUUAUUAGGGCAAUAUCGAUUGAUCGUAGAUUACUGGCGAUUGAUUCUGAAGGCGAUUUAAAUCGAUUUCGCUGUAUUCACUACUUAUUUCGCUGAUGCAGACAUGAUAUUGGGUAGAGCGAGAGCGAUAUAUUGCAAUUUUGUAUUGUACCAUUGUGUUUUGGGUUUCAUUUGAAUCUCAGUAUCGAAUGUGUAACUACAACUUGGUAUACUUUCAAAUGAAAAUUAAAUGUUUCAUCACUAUA
Plodia interpunctella (Indianmeal moth) is the source of this 5590-nucleotide messenger RNA. It is a transcript of the gene Prosap, whose product is annotated as prosap. Gene Ontology annotation, cellular component: dendritic spine; postsynaptic density; postsynaptic membrane. NCBI's taxonomy places the organism in Eukaryota, Metazoa, Arthropoda, Insecta, Lepidoptera, Pyralidae. Gene Ontology annotation, molecular function: ionotropic glutamate receptor binding; synaptic receptor adaptor activity. The record is from RefSeq and is a predicted model, not a curated record. The transcript is spliced from 24 exons. The coding region runs from base 279 to 3956 and encodes 1225 amino acids.